Molecule: messenger RNA, 873 nt
Organism: Penicillium brasilianum
Lineage: Eukaryota; Fungi; Ascomycota; Eurotiomycetes; Eurotiales; Aspergillaceae
Source: the annotation of a GenBank genome assembly
AUGGCAGCAGCGACACCCCCUUGUCCCUACGGGACACACCAAACCCGAGGGAGACUUUUACAAUCUUGGAUCGAGGAUCCUACAGUCCCAGACUGUCAUAUUCAACCCUGUGAUAUAACGUAUGAGGAUCUUUUGGACUGGGCUCCGAUGGACGAAUCCUUUGAUGAAAUCGAUUCCGAGGAUGAGGAAGUUUCCGAGACGGUGGAAAGGCUCGAUGUGGAUGGCCCUUUGACCAUGCAUGUGGUCACGUCUGAAGAUGGAUCAUCGUCACCAGGGGGAACAUCCGGCGAGUGGAACGACUGGCGGUCCUUUGUUGCAGCUGGCUGUCUCUUCAUCAUGACAAUGUUUCGAGCAUCGGGCUAUCAUGCGUCAGAAAUUGCUCAGGCUCUCUAUGCGAGAGCAUACCCUAUCAACACCCUGAAGCACGUCUUUGCGAUCGACGUGGCAAACAAUGAUACGAGAACUUUCAUCAAAGAUCAAAUAUACACGGCCAGUAACGGUCUUGAAUGGCCCGCAUCUAAAUCUCAAAGCUUUGCGUACGGUACUGCGGAAUAUGAAGGCCUGUUAGGAACGAAAAUUGGCUCCGUCGUGGCAUAUCUGAUUCUUGGUGCUUUCACACGAGGAACCCGGAGCGUUUCGAAAAUCAGUGUCGAAGUCUCGGCUACGGGUAUCAUGAGCUUGCAGUUCGAUAUCGAGGAAAUCAAGCCUCUUCCAGAAAAGAAGCGUCGCAGAUCAAGCGAUGAUGGUGAUGGCGGUAGUGGUGAAGGGAGACCGAAAAAGCGGCGCCGAUACAUUGAUCCAAAUUAUGACGGCCCAGCAAAACGUACAAGACUAGCUGUCCGUCUUCAGAAGGCUGGUUCUGCUAAAGUAUGA